AUGGGUAAGGUAAAGAAAUCUAAAACGCACAGAAUUAAGAGGAAUAUAGUAGUUGCUACCAAUGAUUCGGAUGGAGAAGAAGAAUUGAUUGUUGAUUCGAAGGAGAACGCUGUCCAAACUGUACUGGAUCAGUUGCAGUCUGCCAAUGUUGAAGAGAAGUAUUGUGGCCUACAAACAUUAGCAAAUCUUAUAGAAAAUCCUGAUAAUGUAGAAGAAGUUAUUACCAGAGAAGUUGCGAAAGUAGCUGCCCCAUUACUAAUUGAUCCGGCAAGUGCAGUUAGAAAUGCAGCUGCUGGAGCCCUUCGAAAUGUAUCUGCAGUUAAGCUGGAAGUUUGUGAUGCUUUGAUGGAACAGGAUAUUAUGACACCACUUACAUGUUACUAUCAUGAGCAUGCAGCGGAGUGGACACCAGCAAAAGAUAGUCAAUCCAAAGAUGAGAAUUCAGACACUUACAUUCAGUGUACAAAUUUAUUGUUGAAUUUAUGUGAAAGUUCAGAGCUGGCUAUCAAAUAUGUGGGACAAUCAAAAAUAUUAGACAUACUGCCGAGAUACUUGCAGCUAUCUGAAUUUGGCAAUGACAUUGUUAUUGCCACAUUGCAGUGUUUAUUGGUAAUAGUUGAAGACAAUCCUGUUGCUGUAGAAAAAAUCAAAUCAAACUCUGAAUCACAACUGGAGUCUUUAAUAAACUUGGAAGGAAGUAACCCUGAUGCACUACUAAUCAAAACAUUAGCUGCAGGCGUGAUUAUUAACAUGUGUGGUGGAAAUUUGAGUGCCUUACCUGUAGAUGUUAUCAAUCAAGUUUUUGCCAUUUUGGCUAAUUCACUCUCAGUCGACCACAGGCUGGCAUGUAACCAGCUAUCUAGUACUGUUCCACUAGCUGAUGUCUCAGGAAAAGUGAAGGCUCUUAAAGGAAAUGAAGCAAAAGUUCUUGAAAAUCAAAUAAAAGCAGUUGUACAAAUGUUAGAUGCACAACAGAGUGCCAUUGAAAUUAUUGCGAAUAUUUGUUCUUGUGAUGAUGGUGAUGAAGUUGAGAAUGAUGAUUCCUCAGACAGUGAACUAGAUGAGGAAAUUUGCAAAAAUGAUGAUGAAACUAUGUUAUCUGAAGAUAAGUUGCCUCCUCUAGUUAUGGAAGCGUUGAUGUCCCUAGACAUAUUUGCCAAAGUCUGGGCUCGAACUGAAUUACCACCUCAAAACGUGAUGAUGAUAUUGAAGGAAUAUGAAGGAUCACAAUUAGUUUUUAAGAAGCUUCAUAGUGUACAGACCCGAGCCUUGCUUUGUAUAAACAAUAUGCUGUCAACCCUACCCAUUAAUGGCUUGGGUGGAGUAAAUGGUGUUUACAAAAUAUGGAUUGAUGCUGGCAAGUUAACAUUUAAGCAGAAUGCUGAAAAUUUGAACCUGUUGGAGUCUGCAACUGCUGUUAUGCGUGCUGCUCUUGAUAAAAUUAAACUAAAAGAAAAUGGAAAUGUGAAUGAAUGCAACUUAUUUAAUAACAUGGCUCUGUCCGAUAUCGAAAUGAUGUUGACAGGCAUCAAAGAAUGUCAGUCUCCAGAAAUAAGAUCAAAUCUCAUCAGGAUGAUAGGAAUAUUGGCAUUGCUGUUGGUAAAUAACUUAACUGAAGUAACCUCUAAUGUGAUAUGCACAAUAACUGAGUUUAUAUUGGAACAAGCUCAUAAAGAAAAUGAUGUUUGGGUAUUAGCUGAAGCUAUAGACACACUAGUAGAUUUGUAUUCUGAAGAUGAAACUGACAUUCUGGCUGUUAAAGUGAAACUGAUUGAUAAAUUAUCUAUACUGGCACCUAUACUGAAGAAUAAAGCAAGGCAACAGAGAAGACUGCCAAAGGAGUACAAGGUCUUAGUAAGCACCGCCACAUCAAAUUUACCGAGAUUUAUAAAAUAUAAAAAGGCACGAUUGAGUAACUUUUACGAAAAUCGUCGUACUAACGGUUGUUUGGUCAUAAGAAUGACUUCACCACAAUGA
Molecule: messenger RNA, 1977 nt
Organism: Chilo suppressalis (striped riceborer)
Lineage: Eukaryota; Metazoa; Arthropoda; Insecta; Lepidoptera; Crambidae
Source: the annotation of a GenBank genome assembly